This is a messenger RNA of Aaosphaeria arxii CBS 175.79, 1794 nucleotides long. RefSeq lists its product as uncharacterized. Gene Ontology annotation, molecular function: transmembrane protein transporter activity. The transcript has 2 exons. Bases 335 to 1408 code for a protein of 357 amino acids. Lineage: Eukaryota; Fungi; Ascomycota; Dothideomycetes; Pleosporales. Gene Ontology annotation, cellular component: mitochondrial outer membrane translocase complex; mitochondrial outer membrane. Gene Ontology annotation, biological process: protein import into mitochondrial matrix. The record is from RefSeq and is a predicted model, not a curated record.
UAUAGGUCAGGAAGGGUACGUCCACAGUGCUUGGUGGGGAUUGCGCUGCAAGAGAUUCUCAGGCUCUUGAUCGGCGUCGUCGUCAUUGUCGAUGGCUGCUGUGAGAGGUAGUGAGAGAGGGCGUGCGGAGCUACGUAAUGCCGGUCCGCGAUUAGCGUAUGCUCUGCUUAGCACCCUCCUCGCGAAAAGUUUACGAUGAGCAGCCUGUUCGACUGGCAUCAAACGUCAUUUCCUUCCUCCCCUACUCCAUUCCUAUCGUCAAUUGCGGUUUCUCAUUCGAAGAGAAAUCUGCCCCGAAAACCACCAGCGCCUCUAAUACCACUGUUGCGGCGCCAUGGAGCUUGAUCAAUUGAAAAAGGAACAAGCCAUCUCGCAGCUGUUCACCCAAAAUGGCGUCCUCUCACGGCUGAACGAUGUAUAUAUGGCAUUCCAUGAGCGGAGAGAGGCAUUGGGAUUGUCCAACCCCGGGACUGUUGAGAACAUCGCAAAGGAGGUGCAGCGUGAUGUCUUCUUGAACAACUUGAGCUUCUCUGGUCUCCGCGCCGACCUCACCAAGGCUUUCGGUGUUGCGCCGCUCUUCCAAGUAUCGCAUGCGUUAUCUAUGGGCUCGCAAGCUCAACCUCCAUACAGUUAUGGUGUUCUCUAUGGAUCACCCAAGGUCUUCCUCCAAGCGAACCUCGAUAACGAGCUCCAAUUUUCUGGCCGCUUCAACUGGCGAUGGACAUCCGCUCUCGUCAGUAAGACCUCGGUCCAGCUCACAUCACAGGGCAACAUGAUGUCGCUCGAGAAUGAUUACACAGGAGCAGACUUUUCGGCCUCGCUAAAAGCCGUGAACCCCUCUUUGCUCGACGGUGGCAUCACCGGCAUGGUUAUGGCAAGCUACCUUCAAUCCGUCACUCCCAACUUGUCGCUCGGACUUGAUGCCUUCUGGUCCCGCCCAGCUAUGGCAUACCCACCAGAUUUGAACGUUUCCUAUGCAGCGAGAUACAAGACUCCUGAGUGGAUGGCCUGCGGACAGAUUGUGCCGGAGCGUGGAAUCGAGGCCUCGUACUGGAAGAAGCUCUCCGAGAAGGUGGAGACCGGUAUCAAUGUCAAUUUGGCUUUCGCUGGACUCGGACCUGCAGGCCCCAUGGGACCCAUGGCCAAGGAGGGCAGCGUGACGAUUGGCGCCAAAUACGACUUCCGCACCUCGAUCUUCAGGGCACAGGUGGACAACAGUGGAAAGGUCGGAUGUUUGUUGGAGAAGAGGAUUGCACCGCCGAUCCAGCUCACUUUCUCUGGCGAGAUCGAUCACAAGCAGAAUGCUGCUAAGCUAGGCCUCGCUGUAUCCAUAGAAGCAGCGGAUCAAGAGGUGAUGGAACAGCAAGAAUCAGCAGCAGCAGCCGCUUCUGACCCGAUUCCUUUCUAAAGAGGACAAAUGAAAACAACUAAUAAUUCCCCACUUCCAGAGUUCUAGAACCCUUCUCUUCGCUGUAUUACCACCUUGUUUGGAGCGAGCGCAGAGCCUCGCUUUUCAAAAGCGUCCAUGUUCUCCUUCAACAGUUUUGUCUAGGCGCAUCUUGAUUCCAUAAUGGGUUACGGCUUGAUAGAGCGGGGGCAUGCGGCGGUCUUGUAUCAUGAGCGUCAUAGAGAAAGGGAUAUGAUGACUCACCGUGUAUAUCUAUAUGUUCUUUGGGCAUCCAUAAAAUUAAGCCGUAAAACCACUUGUUCGAGUGUUCGGAUGAAAGGUUAACCUAUGACGUGAUGACGAUGGUAAGGUGAGAACCAACCGUUAGCGCGGUGCAGCGACGGACA